Molecule: messenger RNA, 1078 nt
Organism: Truncatella angustata
Lineage: Eukaryota; Fungi; Ascomycota; Sordariomycetes; Amphisphaeriales; Sporocadaceae
Exons: 2
Coding region: 465-890 (141 amino acids)
Source: RefSeq, a predicted model, not a curated record
UUAACAAUAAGUGUGUACACUCUAACCUAACCUUAGUGCAACGGGUCUGUUACUGUACAGUAUGUAAUCCGUACAGGGGAAAGGCCUGACCACUUGCAGACUACCAGACCACCAAAGCUUCAGCGAGAACUAAAUGGACGUGCUUGAAGACCAUGGUAAGAUGUAUCGACAAUCGUUCCUCCAAAUUCAACGUAUACUUUGUAUAUUACACAGGAACUGGGUACAACUAUGGUCACGCCUGUUUUGCUCGUCAUCCGAGGUUUAUUAGGUGCUCACAGAGUCAAUUCGAGAAGCGCGUGACCGAGUGACAUCCAUUUGCACUUUGCCGGGACGACCAACGACGUCACUCCACUAAUCGCCAGUCCUAAGCUUCAAUUUUGCGAGCCUCCAUUCAGAAGCAGUUCUUGCCUUCAGCAAUCCAAGUAGCUAGCCUCUAAACGUAAAUUCAGCACCGCACACCUACCAUGGCAGCUACGCCCCCAACAACACCAGAACCACCCAAAGAGGCCCAGUUCGUCCUCACGGGAUGGGGCACCAGCUCCAUGGCUCCUGCAGGACUCGCCACCUUGAUUACCGCCCUCCACUUUCGCCCAUUUCAGACCCGCCCCAUGAUAUUCGUGCCCAUCUUGCUCUUCUCAAGUUAUAUCAAUCUCCAGGGCUUCAAGAAGGAUGCCGCCGGCAUCUCAGCUGCCGCAAGCGGUACCUAUGCCCUGCUAGCACUUCGCAGGAGCCCAGGCGCCCUGCUCAGGAAGUUCGGCGUGCGUGGUGCUGUUAGAGGAGCCGCCGUAGGUUUGGGUGUCAUGAAUGCCCUGGCUGGCGGCUGGGUCUAUGCUACGAGGUCGAGAGAUCUGGAAAAGAAAGAACGGGACGAGAACCCCCGCUGGGUGUAGAAACAAGAGAGAAAAAGGCUGGUAUAGACACUGUCACAAUAUUGCAUCACAUCAGUGGAAGAAUCAAUGGACGACAUGAGCAUCGAAUUGGCCCUCGACGGGUCCCAUGGUUUCUUAUUUCGGCUCAAUAUAGCAGACACGCCACAAGACAGUUCCUGCUCUAGAAAGAAUAUAUUAAUCUGAGGCUU